Molecule: messenger RNA, 639 nt
Organism: Colletotrichum paranaense
Lineage: Eukaryota; Fungi; Ascomycota; Sordariomycetes; Glomerellales; Glomerellaceae
Exons: 1
Coding region: 1-639 (212 amino acids)
Molecular function (GO): acyltransferase activity, transferring groups other than amino-acyl groups
Source: RefSeq, a predicted model, not a curated record
AUGCUCACUGACGACCUGAAAGGCGUCUAUCGCUCCGAACGGCUUAUUUUUCGGGCCGUGGAACACAACGACGAGGACAAAAAGUUCCUACACACCCAAAUCGAGAAUGACCCAGUGACCGUCGCCCUCUCAAACCCGAUGGCGCUGAUGCCAAGGACCAGUAAGCAUAGCGAGUGGAUGGUUGAGCAAAUGGCCAAAUCUGUUCUCUCUGUCAUGGUCUGCCUUCCAGCAGAUACUUCUGGCGACGGCGACGAGGAAGUUGACGAAGCGAAGACGGCUGCGCCAAAGCCCAUAGGAUACCUAGCGAUCGGCUGGGGUGGGAUUCCUCCGGCAAUGGCCCAUCACCGCUCAGUCGGCCUCGGGAUCGCAAUAGCACCACAGUAUCAAGGAAAGGGCUACGGAACCGAGGUUAUCAACUGGGCUCUCGACUGGGCCUUCCGGUAUGGAAACUACCAUCGGGUUCACCUUGGCACUGUCUCCUACAAUGAGCGAGCGCAGCACUUAUACAAGAAGCUUGGUUUCGUGGAAGAAGGCCGUAGCCGUGAGUCUUAUUGGUUUGAUAGACAAUGGUAUGAUAUGAUCAGCUAUGGAAUCCUAGAAAGUGAAUGGGAGGUAAUGAGGGGCAUAGGGUCUAGAUAA